AUGGGUAUCAAAAGCGACAAAAAAGCUACCAGCGAUCAAGCGCGACUUCAGCGACUCACACUGGACGGAGUUUCCGGCACAGAGGAGGACAUGCAGUUGAUGAUUAAGACCAUUACCGAAACCACCGGAUGCACAUCAGCACAAGCCGAGAUAGCGUUGCUGGACAGAGACAUGGUUCUGUACAGCGCAAUCGAUUACAUCUUGGAGGCUGGCGACAAACUCGACUCAUGGACCGAACAGAAGGGACCAAAGAAAGAGAAGAAGAAGUCGGAUGAAGGCAGUUUCAACAGCAGAAACUUCCAGGGCAGAGGCGGCAGAGGUGGAAGCACCGGUUUCGUCGACAGAGGUGGCCGCGGCCGUUCAAGCGGAGCGACACCACGCGAGAGCCGAGACACCCGGGAUAAUAAUCGUGAGAAUCGAGAGCCACGCGAGUUCCGUGAGCCCCGUGAGCCAAGAGGUGAUUAUAAAGAAGGAGGUCGAGGAGGUGAUUUCAAAGAAGGUGGAUCAUCGCGCCCGAGCCGUGGUGGAUUUGAAAGACCGUACGUUGGACGUGGACGAGGAGGCGGAAGCAGAGGAGGAUACUCCAGAGCUGUGGCUCCAUCGUCAACUCUUGAUCCAGAUGCAUUCACUGCUGAUCUUGAAGAUAACUCGACCAAAGUUGAUACCAACGUCACCGAAGUGCAACCACCAGUCGAGGAAUCUGUCACCGCUACCGUACCAACUUCGUCGGCUCCAGCUCCAAUCUCGUUCGCCGCUGUUGCAGCUGCCGCUCACCGUAAGGAGGCCCUACGAAAGCAACAAGCACAGAAUCCGCAACCAGCACCACCACCAAGGCGGAGUCUGUCUCCACAACCACCGCUUCCAUCACAAGCCGCUCCAGAAGAGAGUCCGGUGAAGGAGGAGCAAGAGCCAGCACAGUUCUCGGAUGAACCAGAAACUUCGCAACAGCAAGAUGAAGGAUACUUCCAGGACGAACAGGCCCCAGCGGUUGAAGAGCAGACGCCGAACGUGUCAACUCACCAUGAUGAAAAUGUACAAAGCUCACCAGAUCAAGCCAAUCAGGCGUGGACCAAUCAACUGAAGUCAUCGCUCGGAAUUGGAAUUCACGAUGCACAAGAAGCUGUGUCCCCAACCCCGAGUGCUGCUCCAGUUCAGACCCUCCCUGAUCCAGGAGUUGAAUUUGUUGGAACCACUGCUCCAACCAACCUCCACGACUACUCAUUUGGAUUUGUUGAUGCUCCCCCAAGCCCACAACUCCCACAACCUUCCGAACCAUCCGCUGCAUCGAUCUCUACAAACAAUGAAAACCUGUUUAACUCGCCCCGAAUGAUCCCGAAACAAGUUGAGGUGAGUUUGUCGAAUUGGAACUUUCCAGAACGAUCGCUUCCAAAUGGCGAUUACAACUUGAAAUCCUCCUCUCCACCGUUGGGAUACGGACAAUCGAACCGAGGACUGUCGUAUGACACUUCAUCCUCCUCGUACCCACCAACGGAUCGCCUGUCGUCCUCGAACAAGUUCAACAAUCCUGGACAGCUUCCGUCGCAACAAUCAUCGCAACAACCACAGCAGCAAGUGCAGCAGCCGACUCAACAGCAGAAUACGCCACCGGCUCAGCAGCAACAAGGACACCCACAGCAUCCACAACAACACAUGCUGUUUGCCCCGCAGAUGCCGUACGGAUACAUGAACUCCUACAUGAACAUGUACAAUCCAAUGGGUGGAGUCCGCGAUGAUCAGUACGCUGCACUCAUGCAGUACGGAAUGGGAGUUGAUUUGAGCAAUCUGUCGACGAUUCUCCCGCAGUCUGCUUCCCAGACACUGACCUCAAAUGCACCACAAGUGCAAUCAGGACAGCAACGAGAGACUCAUGGACUUAUGGACUUCAACAAGUUCGGAUCACAAAGUGGACGUGAUCAGCAACCACAGCAGCCGUCGAAUGUUGGACCACCACCAGGGUUCCAAGCCAAUUCGUACAUGCAACAGCCAAACCUAUCGUCGUUGUUCAUGCAGCAGCCAUACCCGGCCGCUCCACACACCUUCGGAUUCAUGAACAUGAUGCCGAAUGUGGGAAACAGCGCCGGCGGCGGACGUCAGAUGUACGGACAGGACGACGAGCGCAAGAGCUACGAUAAGAUGGCCGGCGCCAAGCCGUCAACUGCACAGAAUCCGCACUCGCAGUAUCAACACAAUGGUGGAAAUCUCGGAAAAUAUGGCAACAUGAAUAAUAAGCCGUACAACUGGGGAAACUAA
Messenger RNA from Caenorhabditis briggsae, 2250 nucleotides. It is a transcript of the gene Cbr-pqn-59.2, whose product is annotated as Protein CBR-PQN-59.2. Gene Ontology annotation, cellular component: cytoplasm; nucleus. The transcript is spliced from 5 exons. Gene Ontology annotation, molecular function: protein binding. Lineage: Eukaryota; Metazoa; Nematoda; Chromadorea; Rhabditida; Rhabditidae. The record is from RefSeq and is a predicted model, not a curated record. The coding region runs from base 1 to 2250 and encodes 749 amino acids.